CAGUAGAUGUCUAACUCAGACCUACUGUAACUUCGCUGAGCAGUAAGGAUGGGCUUCCCGCGAGGACAAGACAUGUCCGCCACAGCAACCUUUUGUUCAGUAAGUCACCUACUGUCCAUAUCACUUUGUCAACACUUUGUAGCUUGCAAAUGGCACUCACACUCCCCUAUUCUAUUCUUUAAAGACCUGGAUCUGGCCCAAGCCAAUGUUCCCAUCAGUACCCUUUGUUCUCAUCUGACUAGUCUCCUCGUUUCCCCCAGGAAGCCAUUUAUUUCAUUUGUUUUGUUUGGCAAUGGAGUAUCAAGUCUCCCACGCUGCCCUGGAACUGGCUAUGUAACUGAAGGAUAAGCUUAGAUUCCUGACUCUCUUGGCUCCACCUCCCAAGUGCUGAGAUAACAGGAAUGAGCCACCAUAUCUAGCCUCUCCAGGAAGCAGUUUAGUUCAGUCCCAUGGUGGUAUCAUUGCCUCUUGACAGGAGUGUGGAAUGGGCUACUGGUGGCGGGAUUAGAGAUUGCUCUCCUAAAACCCUCAUUAUGAGACCAUCUCUGUGAGGUCACCAUAGGAGGCAAGGCCAUGGAAUUGGCCAGACUAAGUUUCCCAAAUAUAGGUAACCCCUCUUGAGGGCUGAGAAGCUUGAGGCAGCUGGGCUUGAAGGGAGGUGGCUGAAUGGCAUUCAAGGGCCAGCACUAUCCCCAAACAAGAGGUUAAAGGCUCUCUGAGAGCCUCAUGGUCCUGAGCUUGCAGUGUCUCCUCUUCAUUAACCAUUUCCUUUGCCUCUUUUCAGGAAUUUCUCUGCUAUCAAGGAAGACAACAUAGGACCAGGACCAUCCCAUGGACCCUUCUGAGGACAUUCCAACAGCACAAGCCAGGGUUCUCCCCUAAGACACAAGGGGCCUGCAGACACUAUCCUUUGAGAAGUGCCAUGGUGGUCAGGAGAAGCAGAGGUAGCUCCCAGCAGUUGCCUGGCCUGGGAGGACAGGGUGGUUGUACAGGCUUCCUAGGCAUGUUUGGAGCUGCCUUGAUGCUCAUCAGCCUGCCAUUGGGGGCCCAAGUGAUGGCCAGUGCUAACGUCAGCACUGCUCUGGGCCACGCUAUGCCACUGACAGGUAGUCACUAUUUGAGCAUUGGGGACGGCUCAGUGACAGAGUUUGAGUUCCCUGAGAAGAGCGAGGGUAUCAUUGUGAUUUCUAGCCAGUACUCUGGACAGGCCAAUGGGACAGGCCCCAGCCCCACACUGAGGGUUCUAUCCCUGGACACAGAGGUGCUGACCAUCAAGAAUGUGAGUGCUAUAACCUGGGGCAGUGGGCGUGGCUUUGUGGUGAGCAUCCACUCAGGUCUGGCUGGGCUAGCCCCACUGCACCUCCAGCUCAUGGACCUCCAUGAGGCCCCGCCCCUGCUGAUCGAAGAACGGAGAGAUUUCUGCAUUAGGGUGUCACCUGCUGAAGACAUCUCUUCUACCCUCAACGCCAACUUGGGCCACUUCUCAGAGAACCCAAUACUCUACCUGCUCCUGCCUCUUAUAUUUGUCAACAAGUGUUCAUUCGGGUGCAAAGUGGAACUUGAAGUUUUGAAGGAGCUCCUUCAGAGCCCCCAACCCAUGCUGUUGGGCCUCUUGGGCCAAUUUCUGGUCAUGCCCUUCUAUGCUUUCCUGAUGGCCAAAGUCUUCAUGCUACCGAAGGCCUUGGCUCUGGGCCUCAUCAUCACCUGCUCGUCACCUGGCGGUGGGGGGAGCUACCUCUUCAGUCUCCUCCUUGGAGGAGAUGUCACCCUGGCCAUAUCCAUGACUUUCAUCUCAACAGUGGCUGCCACUGGUUUCCUCCCACUCUCAUCAGCCAUCUACAGCCGCCUUCUCAGCAUCCAUGAAACACUCCAUGUGCCCAUCUCCAAGAUACUGGGGACUUUGCUGUUCAUCGCCAUCCCCAUAGCAGCAGGUGUGGUCAUCAAGUCUAAGCUCCCCAAGUUCUCCGAGCUACUGCUGCAGGUCAUCAAGCCCUUCAGCUUCAUACUUCUCCUGGGGGGCCUGUUCCUGGCCUACCACAUGGGCGUCUUCAUCCUAGUGGGAGUCAGGUUACCCAUUGUACUGGUGGGCUUCACCGUGCCCCUGGUUGGCCUCUUGGUGGGCUACAGCCUGGCCAUAUGCCUGAAGCUGCCGGUAGCCCAGCGGCGGACAGUCAGCAUUGAAGUAGGGGUACAAAACAGCCUGCUCGCCUUAGCCAUGCUGCAGUUGUCUCUGCGCCGCCUUCAAGCAGACUAUGCUUCUCAGGCCCCUUUCAUUGUGGCACUGAGUGGUACCUCUGAGAUGCUGGCUUUAGUUAUUGGCCAAUUCAUCUACAGCAGCUUGUUUCAUGUUCCCUGAAUCCUCUGGAUCAAGUUUUAUAACCUCCAGCCCCCACACUCCACUCCCCACAGUUCUGUGUACCAAAGGCCUUUAGUUCUCAUGCACUAUGCACUCACAAAUCCAGGGGUUUUUUG
This is a messenger RNA of Acomys russatus (golden spiny mouse), 2472 nucleotides long. RefSeq names its product solute carrier family 10 member 3 (gene Slc10a3). Gene Ontology annotation, biological process: bile acid and bile salt transport. Lineage: Eukaryota; Metazoa; Chordata; Mammalia; Rodentia; Muridae. The transcript has a single exon. Gene Ontology annotation, cellular component: membrane. The record is from RefSeq and is a predicted model, not a curated record. Bases 923 to 2356 code for a protein of 477 amino acids. Gene Ontology annotation, molecular function: bile acid:sodium symporter activity.